UAGUAAACCUAUAAGCUGCCGCCAUUUUAAUCCUACAUUUAGCGCCUUUUUUCUAACCUCUUACAGUAAUUAAAACUUGUGGGAGCCCUAAAAUAAAAUAAAAUCCGUAGAAUCGACGAAUUCCACUUUCUUCUUCUUCUUCUUCGUUCUUCCUCACAACCAACCAUCAAUGGGUAACCCUAAAAGACUGAUCUCGGAGGAAAUGAAGGAUUCAGAGAUUCAUUUGAUGAGCGAGAUUCAUCUCGGUUGCCCACCCGCCACUAACGGACCCUUUGUUUCCCGUUUCACCUUCUCCUCCCCACUCGGUCUCGGUGGUAGCUCGAAUGAUCAUAUUAGUGUAGAUAAAGAUGGUGAUCUUCUUCUCCCUAGACGAACCAGUAAGAGUUUCCAUCUCAUGACCCCUGGAUUUCUUUUCCUUGACUCCUUUACUGUCACCAUUCAGCAUUGUAUCACAUCAACGCUCCGUGAUGUUGGUCUUCAGGUGUGGAAAGCACAACUGGUCUUAUCAGAUUUUGUGUUGCAUAAGAUGUGCACAUCAUCCCAACUCAAUUCCAUUGUCUGCCUGGAACUCGGCUCUGGAACAGGCCUGCUCGGUAUAUUGCUUGCACGAGUCGCCAAGGCAGUUUUCCUUACUGAUCAUGGAUACGAAAUUCUUGGCAACUGUCUUCGGAACGUGGAAAUGAAUUCAUCCUUGUUUAACCCUCAAGCUGUGGUCAAUGUUCGUGAGCUCAACUGGAUGAGCGAAUGGCCUGUUGAUGGUGACUGCAGAGUUCCAGAAAAGUAUCGUUGGAGCUCGCAGGACUUUGAACAAGUCAAAAGUGCAAGCUUCAUUUUUGCAGCAGAUGUGAUCUACAGCGAUGAUCUAACCGUAGCGUUGUUUAGCAUGUUAAAGAGAGUGAUGUCAUUCGGUUGUGACAAGGUGCUAUAUUUGGGAUUGGAGAAACGAUACAACUUCAGCUUGGAUGAUCUCAACGUUGUUGCCAAUGGCUACGCCUGCUUUAGAAGCUACAUCAAAGAAGAUGAACUUUGUGAGCAAGAGGAGAAGAGUUUUGUGGGCAAGCGCAUCGACGUCACACAGAUCCCUCAGUACACCAAGGGUUAUGAUAGAGGUGAAGAUGUUGAGCUUUGGGAGAUCAAAUAUGUAGCUUAACGCUACGUGUGUGGUCAUAGAAAUACUGAUUUAUAGAAAAGAUAAUACCGUGAUUUCAAGGAAACCUGAGGAAUUUGAUAAUGAAGCUCCUCCCACUCCCCCUAGUGAAUGAUCACCAA
Messenger RNA from Eutrema salsugineum, 1269 nucleotides. Its product is annotated as methyltransferase-like protein 22. Gene Ontology annotation, molecular function: protein methyltransferase activity. The record is from RefSeq and is a predicted model, not a curated record. Gene Ontology annotation, cellular component: nucleus. Gene Ontology annotation, biological process: protein methylation. NCBI's taxonomy places the organism in Eukaryota, Viridiplantae, Streptophyta, Magnoliopsida, Brassicales, Brassicaceae. The coding region runs from base 170 to 1150 and encodes 326 amino acids. The transcript is spliced from 7 exons.